UGUGGCUUUUCCAAAGUGUGAGCAACGUACUGUGUUUGUCACAAGUGGGCCACAUCCCUGCAAUUGGCUUGGCUGUAGUUAAUGCUUCAUACCAACCAGUUGUCAAAUUGUCAAGCACACAGUCUCCUUUCAAGCUACAAAAGAUUCUCCAAGCCAUAAAAUCUUUUAAAGAGACAGUAAAAUGCAGAGCAAGGAUUUCAAAACAAGAAUUUCAAGACUGCAUACACUUAGGGAUCAAAACUGCACUAGAAGAUUUUGAAAACUUCCUCAAUCAAUUGACUGAAGGAGAAAAUAAUCCAGAAAAACUUCAAAUAACCAUUUUCUCUAUGAGAAACCUUAUAGACACACUAGACUACAUGAAAAUGGCCCUUCCUCUUCUCAAAAUAAAAAAUCUCUUCAAGAUUCAGGUUGUUGAGCUGACAGAAGACUUUUUGAGUCAGCAUCACCUGAGAAAUGAGCCAUGUUCUUAUACAUUUUUAGAAUAUAUUCAGGUAGCUGGAACUCUAAAGAAGUUGGAUGAGGUGAUGAAGCAGUGGUUGAUAUGCGGUGAUGUCGCCCAGCAUCUAAACCUGGUCAUACAAAAAAUAACUAUUUGGUGUGACGCUAGAGACUGUAUUAUACGACCCACCUUACCAUCACCUACCAACACCUCUACAGUGACAUCUGGAUCUGAGGAGGUAGCUGAUGACACUGACACACAGACAUUGGAAGUAAUUCACAGGAUCCCGACUGUGGGCAUUUGUGAGACUCGCAUGUUUGGAGAUCCAGUACUGCUUACACCUUGCCAUUGGCAGAACCAUCUACAUUCGGUACAACAUGAAGCACUUAAUCAUAAUGCAAAGUAUUUUGUAGAUGUUUGCAGUAAACUUGGGAUGAGUGAAGAAUACCUUAUAGCGAAAUAUGAAAAGAGAAACCAACCUGUGAGAUUCAUGCUGUUGAUGCCUGGAGAAGGAUUUUUGUUGGUAAAAGAGUUGGUAUCUGCUGAAAUGGCUUUUCCAAUACCUAAUAUCCCGCCAAAUUUGAGUCCUUUCUCCACUUUCAAGAUGGAUUCAGAAGUGACAACUGCACUCUCGUGUUUGCCUUCAAUCUCUACAUACGAUCCAAGUGAAUUCUCAUCCAAGUUGUACAAGCAUUUAUUACGGAAAAUUGAGCAUCCAAAACCAAUGCAACUGAAACAAGAAUCAACCUGUACAGAUCCAUCCCAUAAGUCCAUUGUUGUGAGUUUGGAGGUGAAGAAAAAAACAAGAGUGAAGAAGAAGAUUACUGAGGGAAAUAGGCUCAGAAGAAGUUUACACUUGGCAGAUCCACUUCCAAAGUUGUCUGAGAGUGACCAACAAACCCUGGCCCAGUGCUUGUCUAGACAAAGAGAAAAGUUCAAGUCUUCAUUGCAUCAAAAUGUUAAAUGAUACCCAAACUAGGCCUACUGCAGUGCUAAAAUUAAGAGAACUAUUAUUAAUUAGGGAUCUAGUUUAAAAUGUAAUGAAUCACAAGUCUUAGGGUUCUUGCAAAGUUAUUUAAGUUAAACAAUUUAACUGAAUUUAACCUAUACUUUUUAUACCGAUUUAAAAUAUCACUUAAUUCAGAAUCUACUGUUACUAAAAUAUUAUUUUUUUUUAAAGUUAAUCAAAGAAUGUUUUUAUUUGAAAAUAGCCUACCUGACUUAAAUAGGGAUUAUGUUUUAUUCUGAAGUGUUUCACUUUAAGGCUAGAAACAAAUACUUAAGUCACUCUAAGUUAAUGUGGAAUAGUAUACAGGGUUAGUUAUAGAUUUUGUGUUUAAUUGUUACCGUACCAACUAAGGGAUUUAUGUUAUGUUUAUAAUGAUGCUAUUUAAUAAAAUAAUGCUGGCUAGUUGUAAUAUUU
Molecule: messenger RNA, 1862 nt
Organism: Macrosteles quadrilineatus (aster leafhopper)
Lineage: Eukaryota; Metazoa; Arthropoda; Insecta; Hemiptera; Cicadellidae
Exons: 11
Coding region: 327-1406 (359 amino acids)
Biological process (GO): spermatogenesis; male meiosis chromosome separation; meiosis I
Source: RefSeq, a predicted model, not a curated record